AUGUCAGGGGUUGAUAGAUCAGGAAGCUUUUUUGCUCGCAACAAGGUCGCUAUUAGCGUUGCUGCGGUAGCCGGUAUCUCUGCAGGUGCCUACCUUUACUACAAUGCCGUACAAAACCAACAGGCAGGUGGAUCAGACGGCAGUUCUAAUGGCAACAGCUCUUCUGCAGCCAGCGGAUCGACCAAUGAGUCUUCAAAGAAGAAGAAGUCCAAGAAGAAGAAGAACGGAAGCGCUGGAACUGAAGGAGAAGUCUCUGCCAAGAGUAGCAGUGCUGCUAAGUUAUAUCCUGUAGCCAACGGUGUUCCAGCAAUCACCGAAGAAGACAUUGCCAAACUUUCUGAAAAGGAAAAGGAUGAAUGGGCUGCCGCUUUGAAGGAAGAUGGUAAUCAGAAGUUCAAGGCCAACGAAUACAAGGAAGCCAUUGAAUACUACAGUGCAGCUUUGCAAUUGAAGAUUGAUCCAGUUUUCUUCUCCAAUAGAUCUGCAUGUUACGCUGCUUUAAACGACCAUGAAAAUGUUAUUAAGGAUACCACUGAAGCUAUCAAGUUGAAGCCAGACUAUACCAAGUGUGUCUUGCGUCGUGCCACUUCUUACGAAAUCUUGGAAAACUAUACUGAUGCCAUGUACGAUUUAACUGCUUUGACCAUCUACGGUGGUUUCAACAACAAGUCUGUCGAACAAUUGUUAGAAAGAGUGUUGAAGAAGCAUUCCAUUAAGAUUGUCGAAGAAAACUUGAAGAACAGAAUCCCUGAAUUACCAUCUGCUGCCACUAUUUGCUCCUUCUUUGGUGCCUUUGUUGAAGAACUGACCCCAGAAGGAAUUCUGGAAGAUUCUGAAGAACAAGCCGAUAAGUUCUUGUUCGAAGCCUUGAAAAACUUGAACGCUGCUACUCCAGAAGGUUAUGAAGCUGCUGACACUUUGAUCAACCAAGCAGUUACCGCUUAUGAUGUUGAAGAAUUGACUAAGGAAUCCGCUAAUGCUGGUAAGGCCGCUAUCGCCUUGGAAUACUCUGCUGCGAUCAAAUUCUUAAAGAACGACCCAUCCUCUGCUACCAUUGACAUUGAAAGAGCUAUCGCAUUGAAGCCAAGACCAAGAUCCUACGUUUUCAGAGCCUUGAUCAACGUUGACAGAUCCUCAUUCACUGACGCUAAUAACGAUUUUGAAGCUGCCAAGAAGUUGGACGAAAACUUCCCAGAUAUCUACUACCACUUAGGUCAAUUGUACUACCUUACUGGUGACUUGGUACAAGCCGAACAAAAUUUCAACAAGGCUAGAGACUUGAACCCAGAAAAUGUAUACGCCUACGUCCAAUUAGCAUGUAUUAAGUACAAGAGCGGUAGCCCACAAGAAGCUGAAGAUAUGUUCACUGCUGCCAAGUUGAAGUUCCCAACUUCUCCUGUUAUUCCAAACUACUAUGGUGAAAUAUUAGCGGAUAAGAAGGACAUCGAAGCUGCUUGUAAGCAAUUUGAUACUGCCUCCAGAUUACAAAAGGCUGUCUCAUCAUUUUCCGUUGGUGCCUUACCAUUGAUUAACAAAGCUUCAAUUUUAUCCAGAGAAGGAUAUGAACAUUUCGAAGAAGUUGAAAAAUUAUUGACUGAAGCUUGCGAGUUAGAUCCAAAGAGUGAAUUAGCAAGAAUUUCAUUAGCCCAAAUUAAGUUACAAAAUGAAGAAGUUGAUGAAGCUAUUGUAUUGUUUGAAGAAUCAUCCACGUUAGCAAGAACCAUCGAAGAAAAGGUUCAAGCCACUUCAUUUGCAGAAGCAACCAAGAUGCAAAAGAGACUUAAGAAUGACCCUUUCAUGACUGCUAAGAUUCAAGAGGCUAUGGCCCAAAGAGGAAUGUAA
Dujonia railenensis is the source of this 1842-nucleotide messenger RNA. The record is from the annotation of a GenBank genome assembly. Lineage: Eukaryota; Fungi; Ascomycota; Pichiomycetes; Serinales; Debaryomycetaceae.